Molecule: messenger RNA, 5757 nt
Organism: Stomoxys calcitrans (stable fly)
Lineage: Eukaryota; Metazoa; Arthropoda; Insecta; Diptera; Muscidae
Gene: Con
Product: connectin
Exons: 4
Coding region: 1537-3684 (715 amino acids)
Molecular function (GO): protein binding
Source: RefSeq, a predicted model, not a curated record
GCAUAGAACAGUGAGGGCGGCCAACAGUAACGUCAGAAGCCUGUAGCACGACUGUUAACAGCACGGGCACGACUAACGCACAAAAGUAUCCCGAAAAUAAUCAGGCACUAAGUGUGAGUGUGUGUGUGUGAGCGAGAGUAAAUAGAUGACUAAGUGAGCGAGUUGUGAUGGUUAGUUGUUCGUUCGUUCAAUGGUCGGUCGUACUGUUAUGAUUGUUCCUGGCAAAAGAGCACAAAGUUGAUUCGCGUCGUGUUGAUUGCGUGUUUUGAAUGAAUGUAGCCUGUCGCGUGUUGUCUUGUGAUAUUAGUCUUUGUUAGGCGGUCUUUGUGUCAACAACGUGUUGCUCGGUGAUUUUGAACAAAAAAGAAAAACAGAACACAAAAGGCAACGAUUAGAGUCCCUGUCAAUGCUAACGAACAUCUAAGCGCACAUAAACAAUUCCAUUAAUACAUAAAACUUGAAAAGGAGCUCUGCUACUCAUAGUAGAGGCUUAUGCAAAUCAAUGCAAUUAAUUUUUUUCAUUGCAUUAAUUAAGAAAAGAAUUUAAGCAAAUAAGAAAAGUGCUAAAAAACACACUGAGAAAAUAAAUAUUUUUCCCAAGGGCCCCAUAAUCAGCUCUAUUGCAUUUCACAUGCAACAAGUUUACUUUGAGUGGCAUAAAAUAAAAUUUUGAAAAAAGUGUUGCCUCCUCCAAUUUUAAUUUACUUGCUUAUAUGGCGUUAAAUUCCAAUUGCCAUUGCUAUUUGAAAAAAGCUACCGCAAACAGAAAUACCCAUUCCAUUAAUUAAACAAAUAGCGAAUAUUUCAUUUAAGCAGCUUGCAACAAAAAAUAUAAUCGUAUAAAAACAAAAAGCCAUCAACCAAUUGCCAUUAUUAAAGCUUUUUUAAUGCAAUUUUAAUUGACCUGCAUUGCAAACGUGUUUGUGUCUGCGUGUGUGCGUGUGUCCGUGUGCUAGGCUCUUAUGAAUGUGGUUCAACCACAUCGGUGAAUAAAAGUGUGUGCUUGUGUGUGCCAAAGAGUGUGAAAUACGUGAAUCACAGCACGACAAAAUUUAUUAAUAACGGCAAUAAAAAAAGCACACGAAAACAAAAAACAACAAACGACAGCAAAACCGAAUCACUCAUACAAAUGUAAAACAAGAUUACCUUAAUGCCAUGAAUUAAAACAAAAUAUUAUUGUGUACUACCGCCAACACAACCACAACCAUAGCCACGACCAUUACCAGCGCAACUAUAGUAGCAUUGUAGUAAAAAGAGUGUCCUAUUUUAAGCAUAAAAGUGAAUUAAAGUGUUUUAAAAAAACAAAAAACAAACAAACAGAGUCGUUAACAAACAAAACAAAAGAAACAAAAAGGAUUUAAGUGGAGAACUUAAUCUUUAGCAGAGAAUCGUUGAAUGUAACAGCGAAAUAACAACAAAUAAUUUGUUUGAACAAAGCACACUCGUAAGCGGAAAAUUUGCCAAGGAUCUUAAAGAAAUUUUCCUUUUCCCAGGAAAAGAAAAGCCAUUGUGGCAUUAGGCAAAAAUUACAACAAAAUGUUAAGAUUACAUUUGCUUCGAAAGGCCACAGUGCCCUUGGCCAUACUGGCACUAUGUCUAAGCCUGAAUGCAGCUGAGGGUCGAACAAGGGAUAAAGAAAACCGAAGACGAGCCAAUGAUCGCUUGUCAUCCUCAACCAUAACCAACUAUGCCUCCUCCUCCUCCUCGCUAUCUUCAUCCGCCUCGAGUCAAUACAAUGCAUAUGGCUCCUCCUCCUCUGGAUCAGUGCCCUAUGCUGUCUCCUCGGCCUCUUCUUCGGCUUCGUAUUACAAUGGACCCAUUGAUGAGACAGGAUUUUGUGUGCGGCGCCGCGAUAUGAAGCUCAUGUGUUAUUGCACGCCGGAUGAGAAUCAUGUGCCAGUGCAAAAAGCCGAAUGUUGGGUAUUCUCCGAGGGACUGCAUCAAAACGAUACCACCUGGACGAGAUUUUAUCAACAGACCCGCUUAAGAGAUUUGAAGUUUGUCAUUCAAAAUCAUGGACGUUUGGACUAUAUACCCACCCAUAUUCUAAAGCCUUUGGAGAAUUUGACCAGCAUUACCAUUGAGUAUUCCCAAGUGGAGAUUGUGCGCAGCUAUGCCUUUGCCAAUCUGCAUCAGCUGGAGCGUAUUGUGUUGACCAACAAUCAAAUAAUGGCCCUCGACCAGGAGGCCUUUGCCAAUCAUAUACGGCUGCGUGAUUUGAAUCUGGAAUACAAUCAAAUUUUCGAAAUCGAUCGCAAGGCCUUCCGCAAUUUGCCAUUGUGUGAACGCAUCAAUUUGAAUAACAAUAACAUAACCAAUCUGCAUGAUGGCCUCUUCUCGGAUUUGGUGCGCUUGAUUUAUUUGAAUUUGGCCCACAAUCAAAUCUCGGUACUCACCAGUGACAUAUUCAAAGGAUUGGGAAAUUUGAAUGUUCUGAAAUUGACUCACAAUAAUAUCAAUUUCAUUGGUGACACUGUCUUUGCGGAAUUGUGGAGUUUAACGGAGUUGGAAUUGGAUGACAAUAAAAUUGAGCGUAUUUCGGAACGUGCCCUCGAUGGUUUGAAUAAUUUGAAAACUUUAAAUUUGCGUAACAAUCUGCUGAAAAAAAUCGAUAAUGGCCUGCUGCGUGGCACAACGGCUCUGUUGUCCCUAAAUGUGCAAAGCAACAAAUUGGAAACGUUGACCUUCUACACAUUCCAACCGAUAAUGGACAAUUUAGUCAACAGCAGCAGUGAACUAUUGCUUAAUGAUAACAAUUUCAUUUGUGACUGUCGCUUGCAAUGGCUGUACGAAUUGAAAAAUCGCACUCGUUACCCACAGCUGCGUGACUCUUUGGAAGAUUUUAUUUGCACCUUGCAGGAGCCGCGUUUGCACAAUUUCAUUGAACCGGUGCCCAGUCAUGUGUUGCAGCUGCUCAAUGUGGGUGGCCUAAAUUCGGGCGGCAGCAGCAUCAUCAGCUCGGACCAGUACGUGUCCAAUGGCAUGACAAACAAGAAACGUUUGGCCAAAAACCGUCAAGCAUCGCAGAGACGAGGCAGCAGCAAUAAAUUUGAUGGCCAAAUGCAAUUAACCGAAGAUGUAGACCAACACCAAAUGCCAGUGCAGAAUUCGGCAACGCUGAAAAAGAAACGUGCCCUUACUUUGCCACACUAUCAGAGCGAAACAAUGGGAGCAGCAGGCAUGGGUCCCAGUGCUGCCGCCAGCAGCAAGACCCCCAUAGAGAGUCACUACAUUUUCGGGGGACCCGAUAGCAGCAGCAGUAGUAGUGGUGGUGUCGACUUGCACGGCGAUUACUUUGAGGCUGGCAAUGUGGGCCGUUUGUCUACGCAUCCCGUCAAAAUGGAAGACGAAUUGGAGAUGAUGAAGCACAUUGCCUUGUUCCAGCAAAACAAUGACAUUCUCUCGCCCAGCCAUGACAAUCAUUUGGAUGCCGUCGAGUUGGUGCCCAAACAGCCGCUGGGCAUACAGGUGCGUCUCUUCAUGCUGAAGGCCGAUCGUUUGCCCUGCCACGAGGAGCUAAGUGAUCCCACAGAAUUGCCCCUGUCCCGCGAUCUAAUGGAUGCACGCAGUAGUAAUGUGCAGAUACUGGCGCCUGGCGUCAAUGCAGCCCCCAAAAUGGCCGCCCCUGUGCACUGCAUCCUUUUGCUGAUAUUAGCCAUUGUGUAUGGCACCCAGGUUGGUUAAGGUGCUGCAGCUAGAAGCCACCAAGCCGCCUUUUUUUUGAGUUUUGCAACUAAAAACUGCAGACGCUUUAGUUCUCAUGUUUGUUUUUCUGUUCUAAUUGUGUUUCAUUCACCAGGGUUCAACUGAGGGUUUAACUAAUUAAUUUCUGGGGUCAUAUAUACAACAUGCAUACAUACACACACACACACACACAAAAACCAUACAUUUUUUCACCUAAAACCAAAUAAAAUUAAAAAAGAGGAAAAAAAGAAUAAGAAAGAAAACCAAAAAUGAAGAAAUGAAGAAAAAAAUAACAACAACAAAAAAGAUAAGUCAAGAAAACCACAAAAACUUCUCAAAAAGAAAUUAUUUCAAAAUUCACCUUGUGUUCUUAUUGUAUUGUACGAGUGUAAGUCCAUUUUGUGUUGUGCUUUUUUUCUAUAGUUGUACUAUGUAAUAAUAAUAAUGAUAAUGAUGAAAAAAAAAAUAUGAAUGCAAAUGAAGCAAACAAAAAAAUAUGUAUGUAAGAGUGAAUAAGUAAGGAAACAAAACGAGUAUAUAUAUAAAUAAAAUUACAAAAAAAAACACAAUAUGGGGCAUUCCAUGGAUAAGGUGGAUAGUUUAGAAAAUAGAUUUAAAGCUAGUUGUCUCUAACUAAACCUUUAUCAUAUACAAAUUCUUUACGUUUUUUUUUUUUUUCAAUUCCUUCAAACUUGUCUUUGCUGUAUAGAAAAUUUGUUUUUAACUUUUUUAUCCAAACAUGGAAAAAUUUCCUAUUGAAUUUUUUUUUGUCUACUGCUCGUUGUAGAAACCCCAUAAAACCAUAAUUUUGUAGGUUCUUUAAAAGAAUACCUAUUUUUGCUUGGGCUAUGAAAAAUUGCUCCAAUAGUAUGCAAAUACACGCCAAAGUUAAUGCCAUUUUUACCCAACCUUAUUGUGAGCAUUUAAACAAUCUUCAUAUAAUACCAUCUGGACAGAGCCCGCUCCGCUGUGCCUAAUAUCUUUUUGGCGUGAACAUCGAAAAUUUUCAGCGGUGGUUAUCCCCUUACUAAUGCUGGCUAGAUUUGUGAGGUACUUUGCCAUGUAAAAAUUUCUCCCCAAAGAGGUGUCGCACUGCGGCACGCCGUUCGGACUCGGCUGUAAAAAGGAGGCUCCUUAUCAUUGAGCUUAAAAUUAAAUCGGACAGCACUCAUUGAUAUCUGAGAAGUUCGCACCAGUUCCUUAGUGGAAUGUUUAUGGGCAAAUUUGCAUUGGUUAUCCCCUCUUAAUGCUGGCGACAUUUGCGAGGUACCAUGCCAUGUAUAGUAAAAAAAAAUGCUUCUCAACGAGGUGUCGCACUGCGGCACGCCGUUUGGACUCUGCUAUAAAAAAGGUUCCUUAUCGUUGAUAAACUCAACUUGAGUCGGAAAGUAUUCAUUGAUGUGUGAGAAGUUUUACUUUACUCCCAAAUGACUUUCGUGAUUGGUCUAUAUAUCCAUUUGGCGGGUUUUUGUCGGCCUCCGCGGCAUCCUUCCCCAACAAUAGAAACCAUGUUUAUUUUUUGGCGACUGUUAGAGUGCAAAAAAUUUCGAACGUAUCACAUUACCAAUCUCUGAGAUCUGUUAUUUUUAUACCCUCCACCAUAAGAUGGGGGGUAUACUAAUAUCGUCAUUCUGUUUGUAACUACUCGAAAUAUUCGUCUGAGACCCCAUAAAGUAUAUAUAUUCUUGAUCGUCGCGACAUUUUAUGUCGAACUAGCCAUGUCCGUCCGUCUGUCCGUCCGUCCGUCCGUCUGUCUGUCGAAAGCACGCUAACUUCCGAAGGUGUAAAACUAGCCGCUUGAAAUUUUGCACAAAUACUUCUUAUUAGUGUAGGUCGGUUGGUAUUGUAAAUGGGCCAUAUCGGUCCAUGUUUUGAUAUAGCUGCCAUAUAAACCGAUCUUGGGUCUUGACUUCUUGAGCCUCUAGAGUGCGCAAUUCUUAUCCGAUUGGAAUGAAAUUUUGCACGACGUGUUUUGUUAUGAUAUCCAACCACUGUGCCAAGUACGGUUUGAAUCGGUCCAUAACCUGAUGUAGCUGCCAUAUAAACCGAUCUGGGGUCUUUACUUCUUGAGCC